AUGUACCCGAUACAUCCCAUCCCAGUUGACCAACCAACCACAAGCAAAGAUGACACACGAAACCCCGAAAACUGCUUCACACCAGAUCUAGAUCUCGCACCGAGUUAUACAGUAGUACAAUACAUGCACGACCUGACACAGAUGCCUCCAGCAUCAACCCAGAGAAGAAAGACAGCUGCCGUAGCAGAGGUCUAA
Molecule: messenger RNA, 195 nt
Organism: Penicillium verrucosum
Lineage: Eukaryota; Fungi; Ascomycota; Eurotiomycetes; Eurotiales; Aspergillaceae
Exons: 1
Coding region: 1-195 (64 amino acids)
Source: RefSeq, a predicted model, not a curated record